AUGAACCUUACUUUAAGUGAUGGCACCCCGACUUUCUGUACUGCACCCACUUAUCGAACUGGAAGUAGUUCAUGUAGCAGUUCCGAUGCGGCAUCGUCAGCAGCACUGAUAGCCGAAACACUUCAGCAAAUCGAUCAACUUGGAUCCGAUCUCGAAAGUUAUUGUGUGGCUGCAGAUCAACCACAACAACACACUGCUGUACCACAUCGUGUGCAUUCGGAAUACGCCUCACUGCGUACAACAAACGGAUGUGAACAGUCGGUACCCGUCACUAAUGGACAUGCCACUGCCGUAGGAUCCACCGCUGGCACCGGUUCUGUCAUGCAGAAUGGAAUUCGAAUCAGGGCAGAAAGUGCAACUCGUCCUCCACCGCCGACACGCCGAAGCAGCACGAUCACAUCAGCCACACCAACGGCUCCAUCUAUUGCUGAAGCUCGAAUGAGUAUGGGUUCAAUCAUGGGUAGGUCAUGA
Molecule: messenger RNA, 471 nt
Organism: Cooperia oncophora
Lineage: Eukaryota; Metazoa; Nematoda; Chromadorea; Rhabditida; Trichostrongylidae
Source: the annotation of a GenBank genome assembly